Entrophospora candida is the source of this 3215-nucleotide messenger RNA. NCBI's taxonomy places the organism in Eukaryota, Fungi, Glomeromycota, Glomeromycetes, Entrophosporales, Entrophosporaceae. The record is from the annotation of a GenBank genome assembly.
GCCUUACUGAGAAUAGUACACAAUCUUCACCAAGACAACCUUAUGCUACUAACAGCACCUUCACAGCCACAUCACCUAUUACACCACGCCGUUUCUCUUCAUCUACUACACGUAGUUUUGAUACGAGCGAUUACUUUUCUACUUUUCCAAUGAAUCAACCAAUAUCUGGGAUUUUAAAUAAUCCUAAUUCAAAAUCUUCAAAUUACGUAAAACCUUCAAAAAAUGAUAUCCCAUCAGUUCCCCAUACUCCAAUAAAAAAGAGUUCUCGUAAUCCUUAUUCUUUACAUUUGCCAUUACCAACUCCAACCACUUUCAUUACACCAACGCUAACAAGUCCUAUUGUUGAUCAACGAUUGCUUGAAUCUAAUAUUGAACUUCCUUUACUUGAAACUGUACCUUCAAUAUUCUUUGAUCCUAAUUUUAACUUGGAAAAUCCAAGAACAUUUGAUGCUGUAUGUGAACAAACGGACAUCAUCAAAGGAAAUCCCAAUGACCCUUCAAUAUCAACAAAUGCAAUUCUGCAAGAAAAAUUGUCUCAUUAUCUUGAUACUGUAGAGGUUCAUCUUACAAAAGAAAUAUCUUUAAGAUCUUCUUCAUUUUUUGCUGCUUUAUCAAACCUUCAGGCAUUACAUUCUGAAACCUUAGAAUGUGUUACCCAGAUUCAUAAAUUAAGAGAAGAGUUGGCUAGAAUAGAUGACACCAAAGCCAAAAAAGGUCUUGAAAUUGUUAGAUUAAAAAGACGUAAAGCAAAUACGGGCAGACUUUAUGAAGGGAUUAAAAUGGUUGCAGAAAUCAGAUCUAUUCAACCAAUGAUACAAGAAUUAUUAGGACAGGGUGAUUAUUUUUCAGCAUUAGAUUUAAUUGACGAAGCAAAUAGCUUAUUACAUGGUGGUAAUGUUGGCAGCAAUUCUGGUUAUAAUGGGAACGAGAAAAAUAUUAAUUUACAAUUUAAUAAUAAUAAUGGGUUAAAGACUCAGCUUACUUCUGGUAUUAAUAAUAGACCAAUAACUAUUUCAAGACUGAGUAAUGUGGCAAAUGAUAUUAAAAAAUCAGGUGUAAUUGAUUUAAGAGGAGUCAAAGCUUUAAUGCAUUUUAAUGGUCAACUUACUAAAGUGUAUAAAACUAUUGGAGUAAUGAUGGAAAAUGAUUUAAUAAAUAUGUUAUUUCUUGAUUUUGAAGAACAUGUAGACAAUGUGGAUAAAAGUGUAAUAAUAAACUCGCUAUACAAUUUUACUAUUCCUCUACCAACUAUUAAAAAAUCAAAUAUACAACAGACAUUCCUUUUUAAUAUUGACGAUAAAAAUCUCGAAAAAGAAGAUAAAUUAAAACAAAGAAUAUCACCAUUUAUCCUAGGAUUAUAUAAAAUGAAUUCACUUACUCACGCUUUACAAUCAUAUCGUGAAAGAAUGUUGGAUGAAAUAAAGAAAAUAAGUCAAAUACAAAUGCAUAAUUCUUCAUUAACAGCAAUACUUGCCGAUUCUAAAGAAGAUCAUUUAAACGAAUCUCACUCUGAACAAAAACUUGCCAAGGUAUUAAAAGGAAUGUCAUUUGAUACAUUUGUUGACAUGCUUUUAUCCAUUUAUGCAGUUCUACUCGAAGGAAUGAGGCGAAUCACAAUUUAUAACGAAAUAUUUAAUAAUAUACUGAAUGAAGCACAGAAUUCAGGAAAUUCUUCGGAUUAUAGUAAUGUUACACAGUUGAUGGAAGAAGUUGAACAAUCUGAUAAAGAAAUAGAAAAAUCAAAAAAUGAAACCAAUGUUUUAAGCAAUUCAAGAUUUUCAAAAGCACUCAGAAUCACAACUGGCAUUAAGUCUAUGAUACAAAAAAGAACUUCGUCAUUAACAGGUAAACCUGUUCCUGACAACAUCAACAACAACAAUAAUAGUCAACAUUCACAAUUAUUAUCUGAUUCCGUACAAAUUGUUUAUGCAACAGCAGAUUUGGCUCAUGUGCGAUGUGCUAGUAUGAUAGCAAUUCGUGCAGACCAAAAUGCUCAACUAAAUCAAAAAGACUUUUAUCGAUUGUUUAAUGUGACGUGGGCAUUUGUUUUAGAAUGUGAAAAUUUAUGUGGUAGAAUGUGUUAUGGACUUCGUGGAACAAUUAUGUCACAAGCUAAAGCAUUUUUAAAUCAUUUUCACAUGGAAAAGACAAAACAAGAGAAUACAUUAGUUGAAAAUGAACAAUGGGUUCAAGCUGAAGUGCCUAUCGAUUUCCAACGUAUCGUGGAUAGUAUAGUGUCAGCAUCUGUAUCAGGAUUGUCAUGUUUUAGAGAUGAUCCGUCAGAACCUUUAUCAUCACCUUCGCUACACUCAUAUUCUUCUCGUGCUCCAUCACAAAAUGAUAGCAGUAAUCGACAUAUUUUUGUUGAAGAACGAAAAUUUUUUGUGGUUGGCUGUAGUUUAUUACUGAUUAAAAUGCUUGGUGAUUAUUUAAAGUGCAUAGUUAAUAUACCUGCAUUAACAACUGAGACAAUGAAUCGUAUAAUUGAUCUAUUGAAUACAUUUAAUUCUCGAACAUGUCAAAUGAUUUUAGGUGCUGGAGCUAGGUUAUCUGCUGGUUUAAAAAAUAUUACAGCUAAACAUUUAGCACUUGCAUCACAAUCGCUGGGUGUGAUGAUUGCAUUAGUACCAUUUAUACGUGAAUGUAUAAGACAUAAUCUUGUUGUUAAACAAUUUGUAAUGUUGACAGAAUUUGAUCGAAUCAAAAAUGAUUAUGUUAAUCAUCAAAAUGAGAUACAUGCAAAAUUGGUUUCUAUUAUGAAUGAAAGAUUAAUUCAUCAUCUUCGAACUUUCCAGUCAUUGAAUUGGGAUGAACUACAAAACAAAGAAGGUCCUAAUUCUUAUAUAGAAUCAUUAAUAAAAGAAACAUCCACAUUACAUAAAGUUUUAAACAAGUAUCUUCCGCCUGAAACAUUACAAAAUGUGAUGACUCAAAUUUUCAAAUCUUCAAUGUCAAAAAUUGCAGAGGAAAUUGGCAAAUUGAAUAUUAAUACAUCUGAUGGGAAGAAGAGGUUGAUAGUGGAUAUACAACAUUAUGUAGGAAAAUUGUCAACUUUGGAAGGACAUAGAGAGCCAAUUACAAUGAGUGAAGAAUUGGAAAAGGCAAUUGAAAGUUUAGAAGUUAAAGAAAAUGAUAGUUUUAAUAAUAAUGCAAAUAGUAAUAAUGCAAACAGUAAUAAUGAUAAUGUUGAUACUACUGAUUCACAAUCAAAAUGA